AUGACAUCUCCACAUCCUACAACUGAUUCUGGAACCACAACAAGAGCAGCAUCAACCACAUUUGUGCCCACCACUAGAGUAUCAUCGACAACAACUGCUUUUAGCACAACUACAACUGAACCGACUACAAGUCCUACCCAAACUAACACAGGUGAAACAACAGCAGCUUCUGCUAGUAGUACAGGAACUGCAAUAACAACAACGAAAUCAUCUGGGACAACGAAUCCUGCAUCCAGUACAACAGAUAGAACAAGCACACUUGCCCCGCAUACAACAGUAUCUGAAACUCCGACAACAAUUGUGCCAUCCACGUCUGUCGCCACUACAACGACAUCUUACAGAAGCACAACCAUUGGGACAAUGACUGCUGAAACAACCACAACUCCUGCGCCAACCUCAACAUCUGAACUACCUGCUACUGCUAUAAGCAGUACAGCAACAGAAACAAAAAGCACAACAUUACCUAGGACAACAAAUCUAGCUUCCACAGCUGCAACAACUAUGACAACUGCACCAACUCCAUCAAAUACUAUAACUAUGACAAGAACUGUAUCAACCACAUCUGUACCCACAUCCACAGCCAUUGACACUACAACUACUGGCCUAUCUACAACACUGGAAGGAACAACUACUGCUAUAAGCAGUACAGCAACAGAAACAAAAAGCACAACAUUACCUGGGACAACAAAUCUAGCUUCCAAAGCUGCAACAACUAUGACAACUGCACCAACUACACCAAAUUUUAUAACUACCACAAAAACCAUAUGAACCACAUCUGUACCCACAUCCACAAGCAUUGACACAACGCCUGCUAAAUCCACUACAUCUACUGGGCUAUCUACAACACCGGAACGAACAACUAAUGCUGUAUGCAGUACAGCAACAGAUACAAAGAGCACAACAUUACCUGGGACAACAAAUCUUGCCUCUACUCCAACUGCUGCAACAGCUACGACAACUACAACAGAUUCUAAAACUACUGCAAAAACCUUAUCAACCAUAUCUGUACCCACAUCCACAGAUUUUGUCAGAAUUACCGUUUUAUAAUCUAUGACAUUUGCCCAUUUUACAACACAUUCUGGAAUGACAAGAACAGCAUCAACCUCAUCUUUUCCCAUCGUGCGUGUCAGGCACAUUCCUUGCCAUUUUGCACUAGGUAUUCUAUUGGGGGUCCAGGCUUGAAUAUAUCUGAGGCUGCUUUGUGACAAUUCUCUCUUUAAAAAAUCAGUAACUGUAUACAAAUAACCAUGAAUUGAAUUGAACUGAAUAACUGAUAGCUUUGGUAGUUUUCACUGGGGCUUUUUUCAAGAUAAAAUAUGUUUUUUAGAACUACAAGGCCAAUAUAAUCUCUCCUCAAACUGAAAUGAAAAGUAUGAUGAUCUGACCGAUGGCCCGCAUCACACAAAAUGUUUAUCACAUUUUUAACACACUGUUUUAAAAUCAGCAUACCUGUUUAAUCAGUUGCUACUGUGGCCAUGAAUUAUGUUUUCACAAAUUUGUCCAGUUACUUUUAUGUCUCUCAUUGUUGACUAGAGGUUUUGUUUGCAAUGCCUGUUCUGUGUGAUGUAACAUCUUUCCUUCAUCACAUUUACAUAUCAAAUCAUUGGUUUUUGUCCUCCAUGAUAUAAUCAAGUCUUACACAUUUAAUUUCACUGGCCAACAUUGUUCAGUCAUUCCAACUUACUGAAAAUCUACUUCCUGCCAUGUAGUCAGACAGAAUGUCGGCAUAGUUAAGGGAGCGCCUCCAAGCAAGUUUACACAUUUGAAGGUUAAUGGCAGUCCCACGGGAGGCUAGAGUGGGGUGUUGUUAGCACAGUUCAUUUUGGUGUCAAACUUCAUUAAUCUAUUUUUAUUGGUAUUAGUUAAAAUAUUAGAUUAUUAUUAUUAUUAUUAUUAUUAUUAUUAUUUGGAUUAAGUAAUAAUCAAUUUUGCUUUAUCUUACCUGUCAUUUCAUGGUAAUUGUUGUUGUACAAGUAAUGUAGGUGGGGCCUGGCUAUUUAAGUAGCUCAGUUAGCACUGACAGAAGGAGAGACUAGUGAGAGGUAGUAGGGCUACGUUCAACUGCAGCAUUGAACUGCCCAGGCUGUGAAAGCCCUUUGAAAGUUAGACCAGUCUGUGCCUAUUUUGUCAGUCUUUGUUUAUGUUUUUUUCCAUUUUUGUUUUCUAAUUUUAUUUGAACUCUUUGGGGUCUUUAUUUGGGGUUUAUUUCAUUCACAUUUUUUGAUCUCCCUCAGUUUUUUAAAUUAAUUAACUAAUUAUUUUUUUUGCUAUUAACACUGUAAAUAGCUUUCACUAUCUGUACUUGCUUGUGAAUAAAUCCAGUUUAACAUCA
Molecule: messenger RNA, 2332 nt
Organism: Anguilla rostrata (American eel)
Lineage: Eukaryota; Metazoa; Chordata; Actinopteri; Anguilliformes; Anguillidae
Exons: 2
Coding region: 1-768 (255 amino acids)
Source: RefSeq, a predicted model, not a curated record